This is a messenger RNA of Physella acuta, 1242 nucleotides long. Its product is annotated as DNA ligase 1-like. NCBI's taxonomy places the organism in Eukaryota, Metazoa, Mollusca, Gastropoda, Physidae. The record is from RefSeq and is a predicted model, not a curated record.
AUGAACGGCAGGUGUGAGGCCGGUUGUUUGGAGGGGUAUGAGGGAGAUGGUUGUCACAAAGCUAUAGCUAAGUUGAGAGGGAAAUAUAAGUUGUUGCAAGAUAAACGGAGACGUAGGCGACAGGCAAAUAAUUGUGCAGGUGGGACAAAUGACCCUGCAACAGGUGCCUGUACAGGGGGCUGCGUCGCUGGAUACGCCGGAGCAGAUUGCAAUGAAGAGUGUAUACACUGUGGUGGUACCGGAGCUUGCCACCAAACUACACAUAUAUGUACCGAGAGUUGUGCUGCAGGUUAUCACGGGGAACAUUGCUCUCAUACCUGCGUCAACUGUGGAGGGAACGGCGCCUGCGACAGGACUACAGCCGCCUGUCAAAACGGAUGUAGCAGCGAUUUCCAAGGCGAGCGCUGUCUCGACCCAAAGAAGCCUUGGUACAAGAACAUCUACUACAUUAUAGCGGGACUCAUGGUCUUUAUGGUCAUUCUUUUGCUCAUUCUCUACUUCUGUUGUCGGAAGGCUGUCUACGUCAAGAGGGAGAUCAAAGAUAUCCCGGAUGAUAAAAAGGACGACGACAUUACCGGGAAGGGGUCAGCAAAAAAAAAGAAACAAGGCUCAUCGGGAAAGGACGAGUCGGGAACGGAAGAACCGGCAAAGGAAGAACCGGUAAAAGAAGAACCGGCAAAGGAAGAACCGGCAAAGGAAGAAAAGGAAAAAGAGAGUAAGGAGAAGAAAAGAAAGGAAAAGGCAGGGAAGGAAAAGGAAGGAAAGGAGAAGGGUGUAGAAAAAGAACCAAAAACAAAACCGGAGAAAAAGGAGAAAACGAAAUCCGCCAAACCAGAGAAAAAGCAACAGUCCGACGAUGCCAGCGUCAGGAGCUAUAAACCCCCAGCGAAAGGUAAAGACAAGGACGCCGGAUCAGUCUCGUCGUCCGUUGAUAAAUCCGACGUGUCGUCCGAGGCAGCCCCCGCCCCAGCUAAACCACCCCCCAAAGCUAAACCCCCGCCCGUCAAGCCAAAGAAAAGGGCGACGUUCAAGGAUGUGCCCCCCUCGCCGCCAUCAGAAGAGGAAGUUGUUGUCGCCAUCCCAAAGCUGAAAUCCUCGGCGCCCCGGGAGGUGAAGCCUCAAGGCAUCGGGGUGAGAAUUCGGAAGAUGAGCGAGAGGUUUUGGAUACAGAAGGAGUGGGGGGAGACAGAGGACGGGAGGUCGUACAAGAAAGAGAAAGAGGAAUAUGAUUUUGAUGAAUAA